AAUUUAUAAAAAAUGAAAAAGGCAGAAUCUAGGAAUUAUAUUUAUCUUCUUCAUUACUACUAUAUAUGGAGUUUAUAUAUUCUCCACCAAACAACAUAAUUCAUAAGCUAAACUUCAUAUUUUCUCUCUCCAAAAUAAAAAAAGAAAAAGAAAAUGAUGCCUUCAACUUAUUCCCUCAUUUCAUCCAACCUUCCUAGGAGAAUGUUGUUACACUCCCCAUUUUUCCAUCACAAUCAACCAGCAACACCAACACUACCACCACCACCACCAAUGACAAUGGCUGCGCCACCACCGAGGCACGGUAGCAGUAUAGAUGCUAAUGUUGUGAUGAUCUUUUCAGUGUUAUUGUGUUUGCUAAUCUUCUCCAUAUGUAUUAACUGCUUGAUUAGGUGCAUGUUUAAGUGCCUAAUUAUGAUCACUACAACUACCCAACAGAGGAAUAAUAAUCUACUACAACAACAUAAAGAGGUUGUUACUAGUGGUGUUGAUAAAAGGGCAUUAAAGACAUUUCCAGUGGUGAAGUACUCAAAAGAGGUGAAUGUUCAAGGGUUGGGAACAGAAUGUGUUAUAUGUUUGUCAGAGUUUAAAGGUGGAGACAGACUCAGGAUUUUACCAAAAUGCCACCAUGGCAGCUUUCAUGUUAAGUGCAUUGAUAAGUGGCUUAGUUCUCAGUCUUCUUGCCCUAUUUGCAGACAAUCUUUGGUUGACACUUGUCACAAGAUCAUUGGAUGUGAUCAGCAACCAACCUCCUCGCCGCUGCCAUCGUCGUCGUCAUCAAGUGAGAUGGUUGCUAUAAGUAUUGUGCCACCGGAAAGGGAAGAUUUAGCUAGAAAUUUAAGUUGACAAUUAUGAUUUACUAAUCCUUUUAUUUUGUGGGUGUUACUUUGUCAUAAGUUAACAAUUUAAUAGCCAAUUAACAUAUACACUAGGAACUUAAUUGGAAUUUUUUUAUAGAAAAAAGUUUCUAGCUAGCUCUGUAAUCGUACAAAAUAUACAUUUUCUUUCUAAUUAGUUUUUGUUUAAUAUCCAAAAUAUACAAAGAAUUACAGUUUACCA
Molecule: messenger RNA, 1056 nt
Organism: Spinacia oleracea (spinach)
Lineage: Eukaryota; Viridiplantae; Streptophyta; Magnoliopsida; Caryophyllales; Amaranthaceae
Product: RING-H2 finger protein ATL78-like
Exons: 1
Coding region: 154-843 (229 amino acids)
Biological process (GO): protein ubiquitination
Molecular function (GO): transferase activity
Source: RefSeq, a predicted model, not a curated record